Salvia splendens (bonfire salvia) is the source of this 1601-nucleotide messenger RNA. Its product is annotated as Protein kinase superfamily protein. The record is from RefSeq and is a predicted model, not a curated record. The coding region runs from base 25 to 1380 and encodes 451 amino acids. The transcript has 2 exons. Gene Ontology annotation, molecular function: protein kinase activity; ATP binding. NCBI's taxonomy places the organism in Eukaryota, Viridiplantae, Streptophyta, Magnoliopsida, Lamiales, Lamiaceae. Gene Ontology annotation, biological process: protein phosphorylation.
UCGGUCAAUGCCGAUGAGAGUGAGAUGAGCAGCAGCUUGAGCUCCGUCAACGGCGGCGACGCCAACGAGGCCAGCUCCAGGAGCCUCUGCCCUUCGAAGCCGCACAUGGCUAAUGACAGGAGGUGGGAUGCGAUUCAGUGUGUGCAGGCUAAAGAUGGGGAGCUGGGAUUAGGGCAUUUUAGGCUUAUGAAGAAAUUGGGAUUUGGGGAUAUUGGGAGCGUUUAUCUGGCCGAGCUGAGGAGCGCUGGGUGCCUCUUUGCUAUGAAAGUGAUGGAUAAAGGGAUGCUUGUGAGUAGGAAGAAAGUGGCGAGGGCUCAAACGGAGAGGGACAUUCUUGGUUUGUUGGAUCACCCUUUUCUUCCUACUCUGUAUUCCCAUUUUGAAACGGACAAAUUCUCGUGUUUGCUCAUGGAGUUCUGCAGCGGCGGCGACCUGCAUUUGCUCCGCCAGCGACAGCCGGGGAAGCAUUUCGACGAGCAAGCUGCAAGAUUCUAUGCUUCGGAAGUGUUGCUUGCGCUUGAGUAUCUUCAUAUGAUGGGAGUCGUCUAUCGAGACUUGAAGCCCGAAAACGUUCUAGUCCGGGAUGAUGGCCACAUCAUGUUAUCCGAUUUCGAUCUCUCCUUGAGAUGCUAUGUGAACCCGACUCUUCUCACGUCUGGUGAUGGCACAUCUUGUAUGAUCUCCUCCUAUUGCAUCCAGCCGUCCUGCAUUGAUCCGGCCUGCAAACUGCCCGUUUGUGUUGAGCCCUCUUGCUUCCAGCCAUCUUGCUUCAAACCCUUCCUUUUCUCCUCAACAUCAACAAAACCAAGAGGUGAACGAACAGCAACACGAACAAGAACGCCUCCAGUGAGCUCAGACUCCCUCCCAGUGCUCGUGGCAGAGCCAACUGGGGCCCAUUCCAUGUCUUUUGUCGGGACACACGAGUACCUAGCCCCUGAGAUCGUCAGAGGAGACGGCCAUGGCAGUGCUGUUGACUGGUGGACGUUUGGGAUUUUCUUAUACGAGCUCCUCCACGGGAAGACUCCAUUCAAAGGGAAUGGCAACAGGGAGACGCUGUUCAACGUCGUGGGGCAGCCGUUGAAGUUCCCGGAAGGCUCAGCGAUCAGCUUUGCUGCGAAGGAUCUGAUCCGAGGCCUGCUUGCAAAGGACCCGCAAAAGAGACUAGGGUCCAAAAGAGGAGCCACAGAGAUAAAGCAGCACCCUUUCUUCGAAAGUGUGAACUGGGCGCUCAUCCGUGGCACCACGCCUCCUCAGAUCCCCAAGCCGUUGGUUCUCGCCUCGCUCAAUCAGACGUUGAAGUCGUCGUUGCUGUCGUCUAACAAGAGUGCUACUGAUUCAGAAAGGUCAUCUGGCCUUUACUUAGACUUUGAAUUCUUCUGAAAAAAAGCACUCCAAAUUGUUGUAGUAUUAUGUAACUUUGUGCUUGAUUUCUAGUCUAAUUUUAGCAAUUCUUUUUUCAUAAUCUCUGUCUCUGUUUAAAGAAAGCAUGCUGUUGGUAAGAUGAUGAUGAUGAGCUUCAGGGAAUGACAGAGGCAGCUCACAGCAUAUUUUUUUUCUGAGAAAGGGGAAAAUUUGUCUGCAUCUUCACAAUUCUUGGUCAC